Molecule: messenger RNA, 389 nt
Organism: Urocitellus parryii (Arctic ground squirrel)
Lineage: Eukaryota; Metazoa; Chordata; Mammalia; Rodentia; Sciuridae
Product: protein S100-A12-like
Biological process (GO): positive regulation of canonical NF-kappaB signal transduction; antimicrobial humoral immune response mediated by antimicrobial peptide; endothelial cell migration
Cellular component (GO): cytoplasm; extracellular exosome
Molecular function (GO): calcium-dependent protein binding; calcium ion binding; RAGE receptor binding
Source: RefSeq, a predicted model, not a curated record
CAUGCUCUUCACCAGUGCUGGCUUUCCGCUACUGCUCCACACUUUUGUGCAUUGAAGGAAGGUGAACCUGAGGUUGGAAAGAUGCCCACUCUGGAAGAGCACUUUGUGGGGAUCAUCAACAUCUUCCACCAGCACUCAGCUCAUGUGGGGGAUUUUGACACCCUCUUCAAGAGUGAGCUGAAGAAGCUGAUAACCAGGGAACUUGCCAACACCAUCAAGAAUAGCCAAGAUCCAGCUACCAUUGACAGAAUAUUCCAGGAUCUGGAUGAUAAUCAAGACGGACAGGUCGACUUUAGGGAAUUCCUGUUACUGGUGGCCUCUGUGCUGGAGACCACCCACAAGAACCUCCACCGAGAGUAGCCACCUCUCUGAGAGCCUUUUCCCAGCCA